This is a messenger RNA of Actinia tenebrosa (Australian red waratah sea anemone), 1215 nucleotides long. RefSeq names its product deleted in malignant brain tumors 1 protein-like. NCBI's taxonomy places the organism in Eukaryota, Metazoa, Cnidaria, Anthozoa, Actiniaria, Actiniidae. The record is from RefSeq and is a predicted model, not a curated record.
AUGCCUGAUGCCAAGGUUGCAUGCCGUCAACUUGGUUUUACUAAAGCUGUAGGACCUUCAGAUUGGGGACGAGGGACAGGCAAGAUAUGGCUGGACGAAAUGCGAUUGUGCCAUGCUUAUCGGUAUUUGAUAGUCAAUACUGCUAGUUAUGAAGUUCCAAAACCAGUAUGUCAAAGUAGCUGGGAUAUGCCAGAAGCUAAGGUUGCUUGCCGUCAACUGGGUUUUACCAAAACUGUAGGCCCUUCGUGGAAUGGACGAGGGACUGGUAAAGUAUGGCUGGAGCGCAUGGGAUGUUUAGGCUCAGAGGCCUCACUUGGAAGCUGUUCUCAUAAUGGAUGGGGAAACGCUUACUAUGGAUGCAAUAAUCACAAUGAGGAUGCUGGUGUCGUGUGCAUUUGUUCUUUGUCAGCUGUCUCUGCAGCACCUUCGACUUUUAAUCUUGGAGAGGGAGCAACGAUAGCCAUUCAGGGAAAUAGCUUUUUGGUGUUGUUCGAAGAGGUUUAUCACCAGGGUCAAUGGGGAACAGUAUGUCAAUAUGGCUGGAGUAUGAAUGAUGCCAAGGUUGCAUGCCGUCAACUUGGCUUUACCAAAACUGUAGGACCUUCGGGGUAUGGACGAGGGACGGAAGUGUAUCACCAGAGUCAAUGGGGAACAGUGUGUGUUGGUAGCUGGGGCACGAAUAAUGCUAAAGUUGCCUGUCGUCAACUUGGUUUUACCAAAACUGUAGGAGCUUCGUACAAUGGACGAGGGACGGGCAAAGUAUGGUUGUACGGCAUGGGAUGUUCAGGCUCAGAGGCCUCACUUGGAAGCUGUUCUCACAAUGGAUGGAGAAAUGUUUACUCUUGGCGCAAUAAUCACAAGGAUGAUGCUGGUGUCGUGUGCAUUUGUUCUUGUAUGGAUCAUGAUAUCAAGCAAUUUUUUCUAGAAGAUGUUUCAAACGUACAAACAAGAAAAGAGGUUUAUCACCAGCGUCAAUGGGGAACAGUAUGUCAUUAUGGCUGGGAUAUGCCAGAUGCCAAGGUUGCAUGCCGUCAACUUGGUUUUACCAAAACUGUGGGACAUUCGUAUUGGGGACGAGGGACAGGCAAGAUAUGGCUAGACGAAAUGCGAUGUACUGGUUCAGAGUCCUCACUUGGAAGCUGUAAUCACAAUGGAUGGGGAAAUGUUGACCCUACGCACUGCAAUGGUCACACAAGGGAUGCUGGUGUUGUAUAA